Molecule: messenger RNA, 1939 nt
Organism: Wyeomyia smithii (pitcher-plant mosquito)
Lineage: Eukaryota; Metazoa; Arthropoda; Insecta; Diptera; Culicidae
Gene: Poc1
Product: POC1 centriolar protein homolog
Exons: 4
Coding region: 172-1509 (445 amino acids)
Biological process (GO): cilium assembly
Cellular component (GO): ciliary basal body; centriole
Molecular function (GO): protein binding
Source: RefSeq, a predicted model, not a curated record
CAUUUUGCCACAGUUGAUUUUGUAAUAACAAAACUCGUUAAAAUCAAAAGAACUGAAGACAAACGGUUUUUGUUGAAUGUGUUUAACUAAUUCCUAAACAUUUUUAUUAGAAACUUGAGACGGUCAAAACUGAUCUAAUCUUAACGCGUACAAUCUUAAUUCAAAAGUAAAAUGUCUUCCGAUCCUGUGCUUCUUCGGCAUUUGAAAGGCCACAGAGGCAAAGUAACUGGUAUCGCGUUUCAUCCAGAAGGAAACCGUUUUGUAACAAGUUCGGUAGAUAGUACCGCGAUUGUUUGGAACAUGAAUGAACAGAUCCGGUGCAUGCGUUUUGCUGCUCACACGGAUGUCGUUAACGAUGUCGCUUGGUCUCCUGAUGGGCGGAUUGUUGCCUCUGCAUCCAAGGAUCGAACCAUUAAAAUUUGGGUUCCAUCGUUGAUGGGUAACUGUGACGAAUUCCGUGCGCACACUUCUAAUAUUCGCUCUGUAGAUUUCGACUCGAAAGGUAAAAAACUGAUUACUGGAUCAGACGAUAAAACGGUGAAACUGUGGCGAGUAUCACGAAAACAUUUCGUGUCCUCGUUCACAGGACACACGAACUGGGUACGGUGUGCUCGAUUUUCGCCGGAAAAUAAAUUGAUUGGCUCCUGCGGUGACGAUAAAGCACUAAAGUUGUUCGAUCCGGUUUCCGGUCAAUGUGUGCACAGUUUUGUCGAUCAGAAAGGAGCCGGAAAUAAAAUUGCAUGGCAUCCGGACGGAUCAUUAGUAGCGAUCGCAUUGGAUAAUGCUCGCGUGAAGAUUUUUGACAUCAAAAUUCGAAAACUGAUUCAAUAUUAUCGAAUCUUUGAUGGCCCUGUCAAUUCAUUGGAUUUUCAUUCAUCGGGCAAUUAUUUGAUCACUGGAAGCGACGACGGAGCAGUUAAAAUUAUCGACUUGCUGGAGGGUCGACAUAUCUACACGCUUACAGGUCACACAGGAGCAGUCACCGCAGUAAAAUUUGCAAAAGAUGGCCAAACCUUUGCUACCGGAAGCGAUGACAGACAUAUCAUGCUUUGGAAGGUAAACUUCAACGGGGAGUCUUCCGUAAACUCUCUAUAUUCCUCAGACAGCAGCGAAUCCCAACAGGAACAGCUGCAGAAGCCCACUAAACAGUCGGUUCCAUUCUGUAAAAAACUUAGUUACGAGGAAUAUCAGGGAACAGAUGACGAUGAUGAGAUGCAGUUUGCUAACAAUGAGAAUCAUCCUGACACGAGUAUUCUGGUAGAUGCUCGCAAAACAGAAAAUUUUCACCUAACAGAUGCCGUGGAGGAAAUUGUAAUAAGAUUUGGCAAAACGCCUCAUGAACGCUGCCUGUCGGAAACCUGCCUAAAACCAUUUAACAGUGGAAGAAUUGAAAGCAAUAACCGUUUUGAGCAGAACGUCCUCUGCAAGCUGGGAAUGAUAGAAAAAGCCAUUCUGAGUCUUGAGAGAAGAGUUUCGAUGCUGGAAGAUGUCGUGCUGAAUCGAAGUUAACUUAUAUUUUUUUAUACAUAUACCCAUAGCUAUUAUCAUCACCUUAUUGUACAUAGGUUUGUUCAUUAGAUUUAUGGCAUCUUGAUCAACUUAUAGUUGUUUAUUAAAAUACAUUAAUUAUUUGCUACACCAGUAAUGCUGUUCUAUCCCAUGUUAAUAAAAAAUUUCAUAGAAACUAGGCCCAAAAUGGUUUACAAAAUCCCGCUUGCCCUAAAUAAAGGGGCGAAUCGAUUCGCAGACAUGGGAAUAUGAAUUUUCAAUACUUUCGUACAAAUGAGAAUAAGGUCCAACGUGCUAGAAAAUAUGAAUGAAGAGAAAGUACCUUAUAGUCGACAGAUAAAAUUUAUUUAGCUUAUACUAAAUUAAUCGGUUAUGCUGUGUCACAUGUAUAUGAAAUAAAAAAAGGAAAUACCCCUGAGUUUCGAGUAGA